Messenger RNA from Ostreobium quekettii, 2835 nucleotides. Lineage: Eukaryota; Viridiplantae; Chlorophyta; Ulvophyceae; Bryopsidales; Ostreobiaceae. The record is from the annotation of a GenBank genome assembly.
AUGGAGAUUACCUUUGACCAUGAGGCGCCACGCUUCUCCAACAUGAGGCGUCGCUCAUCCCGAAAGGACUCUGACCUCAAUGCAGUCGUUGAUGUGAGGUACACUGGUGGAAUGAGGAUGCUCCUGGUUCUCGAAGUGGGGGGCGGAAGGUGGAGGCUGAAGGUGCCAGUGGUGGUAUCUGAUCUGGACCUGGAAUCUGCUCUGUGGUUCAAAGUUCGUCUUGCACCACUGUCUCCCUACAUUGGAACACUCUCGUUUGCAUUUGUGGCACCGCCGAACAUCCAAGUGCAACUGGCCCCCUACAACCGGAUCCAACUAAUGAGGACACCAGGCUUGCAGAACUUCUUGACCAGGUUCUUGACAGAGGAUCUGCCAGGCAUGAUGGUGCUUCCCAGGAGAAUCGAAGCAAACAUACCUCCUGCAGUUACAGCUGUUGCGGAGGCUGCAGUUGGCCGCGAUGCUGUCAUGCGUGCUGUGGCAAGCGCUGUGCUGCAGGCUGAUGCUUUGGAAUACUCCCUGCACGCUGCUCUCCCUUUGGGGCCUCAAAAGCCAGCUGGUGGAGUGUCCUUGCCUGAGUCCUUCCAGGGUGAACUCACAGUGAAUCUGCAAGAAGGUCGCGACCUCCCUGUCUGGGGCUUCCCAUGGCAGAGCAAUCCUUUCUGCAGGUUGGUUUUGGGCAAGCAAGCGCUGCUGAGCAAAAAGGAGAAUGAGACGAGCUGGAAAGGGAGCCACAGGGCACCCCUCUGGAACCAAGAGUUUGAGCUGCUUGUUGAGGAUUUGGAUACGCAGGUGCUGGAGGUGUUCAUCAUGGAUUCACAUAUGACUGCACGCCCUGACGUCGGUAAAGUGGUGUUGCCACUGGCAAGGCUUCGACCCGACGAGUGCCUGAGUGUAUGGUUGCCUGUUCUCCCUAUUAAUGCUGGUCAACAGGCCCAAGGAGAACUCAAACUGGACUUGACAUACAGGCCCUUCCAGGAUGACACUUAUGAUUCUGGUUACCGUGAGGCUGAGGCAUUCCAGCAAGAGCUCCAGACCAUCACAGAUGUGAAGAGUGCUGCUGCCGCGACCUCCAGGGCGGGGGCAGCGGCUUCUGCUGCCUUUGAGGCCGUUGCGAUGGCAAGAGCAGCAGCCGCACGAGCUGCCAAUCGGGCACAGAAGGCUGCCAUGAUGGCGACCAACAUGGCGCUGACCGGAAGCCGUGAUGGGGAGGAGGAAUAUGAUGAAGAUGAUGACGAGUACGACAGUGACGAAGACGACCUAGACUGGGACCCUGACACAUACGAACCUGGCGAAAUCGAAGUGAAGACAAUCGACUCAGAUGUAUAUCGGCCGGCAGGAGUUAUGGAUGAAGAUGGCGAUGCAGAGGAUGCAGAGGAUAAGGAGGGGGCAGGGGAGGUUUGGGAAAGUGAGCCAAGGACAGGUGGUGAGAGACAGGAAGAGCUAGUGGUUGCUGCAGUGGUCAACGAGGCUUCUGCAGCACUGUCUCGUUAUGAACAAGAUAUUCUGCAGGAGGUGAAGACUGAGCUUGGAGAUGACAGUCCCGAUCUCAUUGCAGCGGUUGAGAUUGUCGAUGAGCAAUUUGCAGAUAAUGCGGCAUUCGGCAAUGUUGUCAAUGCUCCUGCUGGGGAUGCCCCCACCACUGCAACAAAUGAAGGAGAAAAUGGGAAGGUUGCUGUGUCUGGUUCCAAGGACGAACAUGAUUUGGGAAGGCAGAAUGGAAGCUUGCUCACGUUUGAUGAGGAUGAGGAGAGCUGGAUGGAUUCCAACCCUUAUGGAUUCGAUGGUGGCUACGAGACAGGCAGCAUGGAUGGCGGCCAGGCUGCUGCAAGAGAACAGGUUUCCUGGCGGCCUUUGGUGACUGCCAGCCAGGCGAACCUGGCCCGCGAAAUGGCGGGCACCAGUGCUGCUGGCCAUCCAGUCGCUGAUGGUGGCUAUACCGCACAGGUAAAUGGUGGUGGUAAUGGACGUGCAGAUGCUGAAAAUGGUCAAGUGGGAGUGGGAGCAGGCCAUGAACUGCGUCCGGCAACCACAGACGGAUUUGCAUCUGGAACAGACGAUGUGACUGGGCGCCCUGCUCAUGAGCAGGCCGAGGCAAACUCCAGCACCCGUGAUGUCACAGACUUGCUUGCACAGCAGCAACCUUCAACGUCAGCACCGGACAUUGGUGCAAGCGUGGCUACUACGUCCAACUUAUUCGACCAAUCUCGCAGCUUCUUGGAACCUGGCGCUGGCGGGGCAAGCAGCAGUGGCGGGCUGCCUGCAGGAACAGAAUCGCUCCCUGAGGACAUCUUGCCACUUGUAUCCUCAGCUGCUGGGCAAAAGAGGAAGCGUGAGGGAGAACCACAAAGAAAAGGCCCGUGGUGGAGUUUGCUGCGGCGCAUUGGCAGGAGGGCCGACGAUGAGGGGCGUGGCGAGGGCCCUCAGUCGAGUAGGGAGCCAGCAAAGGAAGAGGGGACUAACAACGGGCAGCGGGCGGCAUGGUGGUCAUGGGCUGCAUCGUUGCUCGCUAGGAGACCAGAAAAGGAGCAGCGCCGUCCCCGAAAGAAGAGGCGAAGCAGCAAAGGUCCCAAGCUUGGGAAGUCCAGAAGUAGAAAGCCGCCUGCUGGAAUGGGCAGCGUGGUUGUCCCAAAGGAGGUGCCAUUGGAGGACAUCGCCAGGGAGGUGGUGCGGAUGAAGGAAAAGAAUUCGGAACAGGAGGACGAGCGGAUGGACAGGAUGUACAAUGAAGCUGUGGAGCAGAGCGACAGGAAGUGGGUUAUGUUGCUGUUCUUCUUGUCUGCUGUUUCCGUCGGGCUGCUGAUGAUUGUUGCCUACAGAUUGGACCAAUUCCCCUAG